Sclerotinia sclerotiorum 1980 UF-70 is the source of this 789-nucleotide messenger RNA. RefSeq lists its product as hypothetical. Bases 1 to 789 code for a protein of 262 amino acids. The record is from RefSeq and is a predicted model, not a curated record. NCBI's taxonomy places the organism in Eukaryota, Fungi, Ascomycota, Leotiomycetes, Helotiales, Sclerotiniaceae. The transcript is spliced from 3 exons.
AUGACUCCUUCUGCUAAAAAGGUUAUCGAUACACUCAAGCCUCCCCCGGAAUAUGCUCCAGAGAAGAACACACAAUGGACCGAGAAAAUCGAUAAAGCAGUAUGGAGAGGAACAGGUUGGUUCAAUACAGUCGGUAAUAAAGACUUGCGACCAGGUCUAAUUCAAAAGGGAAAAGAGAAGGAAUGGGCAGAUAUAGAAGCUCUCAAAUGGAACACAAACAGCGAAAGUGCUGAAAAUGCUAUUGGAAUCGAAGACUUUUGUAGGUACAAAUAUAUCGUUUAUACAGAGGGUAUAACCUACUCCGGGCGCCUGCUCUUCCAUCAAGCGUGUGCUUCCAUUAUCCUCACUCCACCACCAACAUAUCUACUUCACAAUACACAUUUCAUGCGUCCAAUAUUUUCAAGCUCAUUUUUUUCGGCGCGUGAAGAAUCCCCGGAAACCGGCUAUGAUUGGGCAACUCGUUGGCCUAAAACAUACGGACAAAGUGAAGCGAACAUCAUAUUCGUUGAACCCGACUGGUCAGAUCUCGAGGAAACAAUCAUGUAUCUACGAAAGAAUCCUGAGAUAGCUACUGGUAUUGCCAAAAGACAAAGAGAUCUAUUCACCAAGUACUUGUCUCCUGCUUCCGAAGCUUGUUAUUGGAGAGCUCUGAUACGAGGAUGGAGCAAAGUUGCUGAACCUGAUUAUGAAGAUGAUGGUUGGGCGGGGUGGGAUGCUGAGGGACCGGAAAAUGGUGAAGGUAUGAGAUGGGAAACUUUUAGUUUACUGGGGAAAGUAGCGAAGAAUUGA